AUGCUUGAUUCUUUUGUUCCCUAUAAAACUAAAGAUCAGAAACUUUCGGCAAGAAGAUCUUUAGAUGCGACAUACACUUACAAGUAUAGAGAGGGAAAAGUUCCUACGCCAGUUCUCUCAAGAAGAAGACAAGCAGCAUUAAAAAUUCCAACGCUUUCAGUUGAAACGGAUAUAAAUGCAAAAAUCAAAAGCGCAGAAGAUAUAUUAAGAGUCAGACCUCCGAAACCAGUUCAACAUUACAUUUUAAAAGAAAUUCGUGAUGCAGAUCGUCGUAUUAGACGAGUGAAAGCUGGAAUACCUAUUAACAAAGUUUUUUCAGAAAGAACAGAUCCUAUUCCACUUCAAAAAGUACCAAAAACGGAAUUUUUAACUGAAGAACAAGCAAUUCGCCCAUUUACAAGCUAUAUCGCUCCACAAAUGGAGCCAAGGUUGCAUCUAUACAAUGUUCAUCCCCCAGAUACAACUACAAUUGGAGAUCUCGCAUCUAACGAAAUCGAAGGAAUUCUUUACAGAAUUAAUGAAGAAGAUAGACUGCGUGACAAUGAGAUAGUAUCGAGUAUAAAUAGAAGAAGUGCACGUAGACACAAGAAUAUGAAAGUUCAAUACGAAAAUUCUUUAAAAUAUGGAAUGGAAGAAGCUCAAAUUCGAGCUAGACGUAGUGCCGCACUUAGUGCAUUAAAGGAAAGACGCACUGAGUCAUGGUGGCAAGAUUUCAUCAAUGAUUUCCCUUCUGAAGAUGUUAAUCCGGAACAAUUAAAGAUCCUUAGAUAUUUAUCUAAAGCUCAAUUUACGGAGCCAGGUAUUGUCGAGUUUCUACAGCUCGCAGAUGACAAAAGAUGGCUUCCUUUGUAUUAUAAACCGAUUUUAAGAGCAGCCAACGAGCAUGGUCACUUUUUACCAGAGUUAAGACUUGGAAUACUCCUUAAAACAACCCAAGACCACAAAAUUGCUUCACAAGUUUCAACAUAUUCAUUAAUGAAAUUGAAGCAAUGA
Trichomonas vaginalis G3 is the source of this 993-nucleotide messenger RNA. RefSeq lists its product as uncharacterized. Bases 1 to 993 code for a protein of 330 amino acids. The record is from RefSeq and is a predicted model, not a curated record. The transcript has a single exon. Lineage: Eukaryota; Parabasalia; Trichomonadida; Trichomonadidae.